Python bivittatus (Burmese python) is the source of this 2632-nucleotide messenger RNA. NCBI's taxonomy places the organism in Eukaryota, Metazoa, Chordata, Lepidosauria, Squamata, Pythonidae. The record is from RefSeq and is a predicted model, not a curated record.
GCCAAAUCCUACUGUCCUAUGGCUGGAAGAAAAGUGUCAGAUGCCAACAAUUUUCUGUCUAUUUGUAUAUUUAUGAUAACCUUAUGGAAUUUCACCCAUGCAUCCAUGGAACAUGGAUUUAUAGCAAACUAUUCAAAGAGUUCCCUGACUAUUGUUCCUAAACAUUUAUCAGCCCAAACAACAGUUCUGGAUUUGUCGGAUAAUAGAAUACAUGAACUAGAAAUCUCUGAUUUUCAUUCUCUUUCCAACUUACAAGUGCUAAUUCUGUCUAAUAAUUCUAUCAGAGAACUUGAUUUCAGUGUUUUUCAGUACAACAAAGUCUUAGAGCAUCUUGAUCUAUCUCACAACAAAUUGUGGAACUUUUCUGGUCUUCCUGUUAAAAGCCUCAAGCAUCUAGAUCUCUCUUACAAUGACUUUAUCACCAUGCCCCUGUCCCCUGAGUUUGGCAGAACGUUAAAGCUGAACUAUUUUGCCCUCAGUAUUAGAAAUAUUUCCAUUGUCAGUGCUCUUACGUAUUUACAAGUGGACACUCUGUUUUUGGACUUAGAAUAUCUUUCUGAAUAUAGCUCUGGAAGCCUUCUAGUGUUCAAUGCAAAGACUGUUCAGAUUGUGGUCCCUCAAAAUGCAAACUUUCACGUUCUCUUGGAUCUGCAGUUCAAUGGUACAGAAAGUUUAGAGCUAUCUAAGAUCCCAUCGGAGCAAGUUGAAGAUUUAGGAACAUUUCUGUCAAAGCUAAACAAAAAAAGUGCAUUGCUAAAUCUAACAGUAACUGAUAUAACAUUAACUUGGAAAAAACUCAUUGAAGUUUUUGAAGCAGUGGGGAGAUCCAGCAUUAAUUACUUGACCAUAUUAUAUCCAUCCCUUACUGAAAUCAAUUAUGAAUAUUUUAAUGGUGCUGAUACCUCAUUAAAGGGUUUAGCCAUCAAAUAUGUACAAGUUUAUACAGUAGAAUUUGACCAGGACAUUGUGUACAGAGCUUUUUCAAACAUGAAUAUUGAAACCUUGACUAUUUCUGAUUCUAGCAUAUUCUAUAUGCGUUGUCCUGCAAGACCCAGUAGAUUUAAGUAUUUAUGUUUUCAAAAUAACACAUUGACUGACACAAUUUUCGAAGAUUGCAAUAACUUAGGUAUGCUAGAAACACUCAUCUUACAAAAGAAUAGGCUUGAUGAUCUUACCAAAGUGAGUUUAAUGACAACAAGCAUGAAGUCUCUGAAUUAUAUGGAUAUAAGUUAUAAUCAUUUGCAAUACAAAGAUAGUGGAAACAAGUGCAACUGGAAUGGAAAUAUAAUUAAACUGAAUUUGUCAUCUAACAAGUUAACGGAAUCUGUUUUUAGAUGUUUACCGAACAAUAUCCAAAUUUUGGACCUACAAAGUAAUCAGAUUUCAACCGUGCCUAGGGAGAUAAUUGACCUGAUUGCUUUAGAGGAGUUAAAUUUGGCUUCUAACAAACUGAAUGCAUUCCCUGGAUGCGGCUAUUUUAGAAACCUUCAAGUACUUAAUGUAGAAAAUAAUUUUGUUCUCGAUCAAUUUUCUGAAUUCUCCCAGACCUGUCAGAAUAUUCAAAGAUUAAAAGGAGGACGUAAUCCCUUCAGGUGCAACUGUGAAUUAAGGCAGCUCAUUAAUCUUCAAAAACAAUCUGUGGAAUUAAUUGGUUGGCCUGAUUUUUAUAAGUGUGAAUAUCCAAGUGACUUACGGGGAACUCUUUUAAAAGACUUUCAUAUUUCUGAACUUGAUUGCAAUGUGACUCUCAUGAUUACAGUAGUUCUAGUUGUUGCUCUUGUCCUAAUGGCCAUUGUUUCCUUCCUCUGCAUCCGCUUUGAUAUUCCCUGGUAUUUCAAGAUGAUCUGGCGUUGGACUCAAGUAAAACAUCGGAUAUGGAAGAAGAAAUCAGAAGAGAUCCUUGAGAACGUCCAGUACCAUGCAUUUAUCUCCUAUAGUGAGCAUGAUUCUGACUGGGUCAAAAAUGAGCUAAUUCCCAAUUUGGAGAAGGAAGACGGGUCCCUAAGGAUCUGCCAACACGAGAGGAACUUCAUUGCAGGCAAGAGUAUUGUUGAGAAUAUCAUUGACUGUAUUGAGCAAAGUUACAAGUCAGUCUUCGUGUUAUCUCCCAAUUUUGUGCAGAGCGAAUGGUGCCAUUACGAGCUGUACUUUGCUCAUCACAAGUUAUUCAAUGAAAAUGGUGAUGGUUUAAUUCUUAUUUUGCUGGAACCAAUACCGGCGUAUAUCAUUCCUGCCAGAUACUACAAACUCAAAGCUCUCAUGGCCAAGAGGACCUACUUGGAGUGGCCAAAAGAGAAGAGGAAGCAUGCAUUUUUCUGGACUAAUCUUAGGACAGCUCUUCAGAUUAAACUGCCAUACAGUGAAGAAAACAGAGCUCUAGGAACUGCAUGGAUGGGGAACGAUUUGCUUCAAAUCUGAUGGCUAUGGUUUUUAUGUUCCCCCGUAUUUUGUGAUUUGCCAUCUUUCACUGGGGAUGAGGUGGCACUCUCCCAGUCCGAGCUGGUGCACACUCUGGGAGUUCUCCUGAGCUCAUGGUUCUUACUUGAAGAGCAGGAGCAGCCAUGGCCAGGAGGGCCUUUGCAUAAAUACAUCUUGUGUGCCACUCGCACCCUUUCCUAGAUUAGGAAGCCCU